AUGUUAUGGAUCUCUUGGACGUCGAUUCUGCCGCUACUCACCCUCAUUUGUCUGCUCAUCGCCUGGCUCAUCGAGCGUAAGAGCGCCUUUGUGCAUGUCACCGUGGCGACCUGCUGCGUCCUCAUCUACGUCGCCGCCUACAUUGACCAGAACGACAUCUCGGUCGACAACAUCUACAUGAAAGCCGCCUCUCACAUCGACUUCGAACAUCUGGACCGCCUCUGCGAGGAGAAUGCCACCAUGGUGCUCUUCAGCGUCGCAGCAUUAUGGCUGCUUCGAAGGGCCUCCCAGACGCUGUGGAAGCCCGUUCCCGAACUGAUCAACAUCCUUGGCGUCGAUGUCCCCGACGCCCCUGAUGUCGUGCUUUCUGGCAUUGGUCUCGACAAGGCGACUGUGAGCUGGGCGAGACCGCACCCCAGCAAGCCGGUGCACAAGUUCCUCAUCCAGGUCAACGGCGUAGUCGUGGGCGAGUCUCCAGCAAACCAAGAAACGGCCAUCACCGUGACCGGGCUGAAGCCAAACCAUUUCUACAACGUACGGGUCAUCGCCGUCGGGUCCAACAGCUUUCAAGCCGGCAGCCAAGUCGUCCGCCUCCAGACCUUUGACCCUAGUGGCCGACCACGCCUAGGAAACUCCCGCCUGCCCCCGAAUUUUGAACCUGAGGAGCCGCCCUCCACAACACAAGGCGAGAAUGCCGACGAGAAUGGCGCGCCGAGAAGUCCCUUGCCGGCGAUCGAAUCCGCAACAAUUCCAGACGGUGGCCCGACUUUGACGAGAGAGCCAAGCACGGCUGGGGCGGUGCCGAGACGGAAUACUGUUGGCAGGAGAGCAUCUCCGUCAGUGAGCAGCAUAGAGCAGAAACCCAUACGCAAGGAUAGUACCUCCGAAGCCGAAGUCAGAGAGCUUGGACAGAGAUUCAGCAGCAUCAAGGCUGAGAUCGAGGACACCAUAGCGGUCAUCACGAGGGAGGAAGAAGACAGCAAGAAAUUGUUGGACGAAUUGGAGCAGGAGAAACAACAGAAGAAGGCCGAGCAGAAGAAGAAAGAGGAGCAGACGGAGAAGCUCAAGAAGGAGAUGGGCACAACCGAACGUGCAAUGCGGUCGACCGUGCAGCGGAGAACGCAGUUGGAGAAGGAGCUCAAGUCGAAACAAGCCGAGCGCUCUCGAUAUUACGAUAACAUCGCGAAGAUGGAGAGACAGAUCCAAGAGUGGCGCAAGGAGAAAGAAAGCUUCGAAGAGCAAAAGAAGUCCGUCGAGGAGGACGCGAAGUCAAAAAUGGCAGAAGUCCGCCAAUGCAACGAAAAAUUGCAGGCGGAGUGUUCGCAGUUGGAAGCGGACUUGAAGUUCAAGAGAGACCAAGUGAAGCUGCUGGAGGACGACCGGAAGAAGCUACCGGGAGGCGAGGACGACGAGGAGUGGAGGCAAAACAAUCUUGAGAAAAGACGUGAGUGGCAGCGGAGGGAGCGGGACUGGAACAUGAAGCUCUAUCAAGAGACCAAGCGGGCCAAGGAGCUCGAUGAUAGUCUCAAUUCGAUCCACGCUCAGCUUCAGCAGAUCCCGCAGGCCGCUUUCGCCCUCUACAACCAGGCAAACACCCCAGGCGCCGAGUUCGAUGCUUCGUCGCAGGCCCAGGCAAAACGCCGAAGCCACCACAGCAGCUCGCUCUCGAAUGUGGUCAUGUCGCCCGCGCCUCCCUUUGCUGCGCUGGAUUCGCUCCCACAGCCACCUGGCUACAGCGGCACUCGACCUCCACCGGGCUUUGCUGCUGCGCCGUUUAUCGAUUUGUCUUCUAUAGACAUGGACGACAUGGAUGGGGAUGAGCUCAGAGCGUUGACAGCUGGGGCGCCCCUGAGCCCCUCGGCAGCCGCUCUCCUACCCAGCAACAUCUUCACAGAUGAUGAGCAUUCCGAGGAUGAGGCACCUAGCAGCCCUGUCUCUCAUCGCGAACCUGCUAGUCCGUUCGGACCUGUGCAGACGGCAUCACCUGAGCAUGAUCCUCAGUCGCCUCAAUCGGCUCGCUCUGGCAGUAUCUUCUCAAGCGCUCACGGGUCCCAGCAGAAUUUGCCGUUUCCUUCGUUCCCGAACGACGAUAACGAAAGACGUUCGAUCAACUCGGGACAUUUCGCGUCUCCUGCCCCAGCACCUGGACAACCUGCUACUCAACGACUGGCUUCCCUGUUCUCCUUCCAGCGAGGCAAACCCGCGCGGGCGAUAGACGAGCCUCCUCAGCUGGGCAGUCUCAAGCACGGACAAAGUCAAUCAUUUCCCCGUCAGACAGAUGAACUGGAUGGGGUGCCAAACAGGCGCCGGAUUAGCCUCUCAAACUGGAACGUUUUCAAUCGCAACUCAGUCGGCCCGGAUACCAUGGACACUUACGCUCCCCCACCGGGGACGAGAGGGUUUUCAGCUAGAAAUCUGUUGCCCUUCGGUUCUCGGGCGAUGACCGGCGUCUUUGAUCGCGACCAGAGCAGCCCGCGACCGGCCUCUAUUUCUUCGUCUGAGAUGCCUCGGCCCUCGACCGAAAGUGGAUCCCAUCUCUGGCCGCCGCCGUCAGAGCAACAAGGCUUCCCUCGUUCAAGACUCGUCUGGUCACCCGAGAACAACACGUGGUCCAGGAACCCUUCCCGGCGUCCGUCGAUCGGCGGUUCUCCUUCGGCUCUCAAGACGACACUCGCGUCCGCGGACGAUGAGAUCCUUGACGAGCAUGACCUACUGAACCCGCAGGUCUCCCCUUCACAGGUAGGGGUGAUCGGAAGUCGGCCUACGAAGAAGUCUCUGAAAGCACUCAAUCCCACUGUCCCGUCCUUCUCUCCCAACUUCAUGGGAAGUAUCUUCAGCAGCAAGGACAAGGCGAAGAGUAAGGACAGGACCAGAGAGGCCAGAGACCAAGCCAAGGGAGCCUUUGAGGAUCCACCGGCCUCGUCGGGGAACGACUCCGUUGCUGAACGGUCCGACUCACGCCUAUCAAUGUCUGUCCGCAGUCGUGCAUCUAUCAGCGAGUCUCACGAUUCCCUGUCGCUCGACCAAUCUUUUUCGAACACACCAUCGGAGCCACCGAUGAGCCUCAAGGAGCUUUCGGCCAGCGCCGGGCCGGACAACGUGGUGCGCAAGCUGUUCCGUAAAGGAUCGGCUAUCUCAUCGCGGCUCGGCGGUUCCAGGAAGGCUACCGGGCCAGGUUCAGCUGCCGGCUCGGAAAGGGAGCACCGCCCGAGCUUUGGUGGCAGCGACGUCGCCGAGAACAGCUGGCCCGGCAAAGACGGCGCUGGGGAGGAUCUGCUUGGCAAGAGCUUUGAUUCACUCAACUCUAGCCCGUCGAUUGGCACCAACAAGUCCAAAGGCGGCAGGUGGUUCUCCAUGGGCAAGAAAAAGGAGAAGGCGAGCCUGGACAUCGAGAGGGAGAGGACUGCGGAUGCUGAGACGCCUACUGCUGAGGAGCAGCCGGCCAUGCAGCUUUCAGCUUGA
This is a messenger RNA of Diaporthe citri, 3462 nucleotides long. RefSeq lists its product as uncharacterized. The record is from RefSeq and is a predicted model, not a curated record. The transcript is spliced from 3 exons. Bases 1 to 3462 code for a protein of 1153 amino acids. NCBI's taxonomy places the organism in Eukaryota, Fungi, Ascomycota, Sordariomycetes, Diaporthales, Diaporthaceae. Gene Ontology annotation, molecular function: protein binding.